Messenger RNA from Mesocricetus auratus (golden hamster), 2753 nucleotides. RefSeq names its product MAGE family member A4 (gene Magea4). Gene Ontology annotation, biological process: negative regulation of transcription by RNA polymerase II. The record is from RefSeq and is a predicted model, not a curated record. The transcript has 2 exons. Lineage: Eukaryota; Metazoa; Chordata; Mammalia; Rodentia; Cricetidae. The coding region runs from base 1388 to 2302 and encodes 304 amino acids. Gene Ontology annotation, cellular component: nucleus.
GUGGGAGUCUUUGGAGAGAUGAGAUCUUGUGUCAUCUGCACAUGAGGGAAGAUGUCAAGAAGGACAAGUCAGAUGAAUGAACCUCAGGUGGACUUAGGGAAGCCCAGUCCCAGCAGAGAUGAUCCCCAAAUAACCCACACCAAUGUGAAGGGAUGUGGAACGUACUCAGAUGUCAAGGAGGUCACUGGUCUCAGGGAGCUGAAAGACCUGGUAAAAGGGAGUUUGACUGGGGUCAUCAAAGGGAAGCUCUCAGGAGUGUCAGUAGUCAAGGUAAGGACUGAAGAAGUCCUGCCACCCAGGCACAUAAGACCCAUCUCCUACCUCUGCCCUCCUGUCAGCUGUUAGAAGACGCAAGAACUAUGGAUAAAUUCCCUUAUCUCACAUCCUUUCCCUCUGUCUCACAGAAAUAGGCUCUUACUCUACGGCCAUACCAACCUGAACGUGCCUGAUCUCGUCUGAUCUCGUAAGAUAAGCAAGGUCGGGCCUAGUUAGUACUUGGAUGGGAGGAAUAAGCUCUUGACUUAAAAAAAAGUAGCCUCAGAUCAUCAAAGCAAGCAGUUCUGUCCUUGUCCCUAAUCAAGGUGAGUGUUGGGCAGGUUCCCCAUCCCAGGACACAUGGACCACAUUGAAUUGAGCCAUGUCUUUCAAUUUAACUUGAACAGCUGUAGCCAGAUAUAAAGGGUUCUUAAUCCCUUUUAUUCUGUUUCAGAGAAGUGGGAACCUAAGAGUUUGCCGCAGACCUGUAGAAGGGUGGUGUACAGCCCUUGACAUGGGAAAGCUGAGGGCCCAGAGUGAGCAUGGAAAAUACCAUUUACCUUAAGUAGGGUUAUUACCCAUAGUCCAUCUCACUCUUCCUGUUCAGAAUGGGAACUCAGUUUCAAACUAGCAUUUUGAAGCUGUAGAAUGUUGUCAGCAUCUCUUAGAGUAGUUCUAGGUGGCAGGAGAUAAAGUCUUGGUCUGAGACAGUGUCUUCAGUUCCUGUACAAGAACAAGGUUAAUGCAGCCUCAGAACUUGUGGGGAAGUAUAUCCUGCAAGUAUAUUAAGGGUUUCAACUACCCAGAAUAUGAACAUUCUACAUUUUCUGGCCCCAAAUAAUCUGAUAGCAGCCCUGGGGGCUCAUGCUCUGACAAGGCUGCACCCCAAAUAGCUUUCUUUCUUUCUCUUUCAGCCUCUUGGGGUUCUAGGACUGCUAAGAGUCCUUGUGAUCCUGGAGCACCACUGAAGAGAAACCAGACAACAUGACUAUUUGAGAGCUGCAAAAGAGAAUGGCUACCAGCAGGGUCCACUCACCCUCAUCCUUUCCCUCUCCCUUUACCCAUCAGGCCUGUGAAUCCUCAUUGUUGUAACUGGGACACUAUCCUGCCUGCUGUUACCAAAAAAGUCACAAUGGAUGUUUCCCAUAACAUUCAUCACUGCAACCUCCCAGCCAGUCCUGGAGCCCAAGGGGAGGUAAACAAUGCUCAGAUCAUCAUGGCUGUUGCAGAGAAGGAGGAAGCCAGCACCACCACCUCAAAAAAUGUGUAUGAUAGUGGAACACCAUGUUCUCCCCAGAGUCCUCAGAGAGCCUGCUCUCCCCCUAUGAUCAUGGGCUCCAUUCCCGAGUACCCAUCUGAUGAGGCUUCUUGCAACCAAAUAGAGGAGCUGGAAGACACUGUGUCAUUGUUGCACAGGGCACUAAAUAUAAAGGUGUUUGACCUGGUGCACUUUCUGCUUUUCAAAUAUGAAAUGAAGGAUUUCACUACCAAGUCAGAAAUGCUGGAAAGUAUUGUUAGAGAGUAUGAAGAGUACUACCCUGUGAUCUUUAGUGAGGCAUCGGAGUGCUUAAGGCUGGUCUUUGGUAUUGACAUGAUAGAAGUGGACCCCUUUGUCCAAUCCUAUACCCUUGUUACUGCCCUGGGUAUCACCUAUGAUGGGAUGCUGAGUGAUGCCCAGGGUAAGCCCAAGACAGACCUCUUAAUAGUAAUAUUGGGUAUCAUUUUCAUGCAGGGAAACUGUGUCAGUUUGGAGAUGAUCUGGAGAAUGCUGAAUAAUAUAGGGUUUUGUGAUUGGAGAGAUCCUUUCCUAUGUGAAAACCCCAGGAAGAUAAUCACUGAGGAUUUUGUGCAGGAAGGGUACCUGGUGUACAGGCAGGUUCCAGACAGUGAUCCUCCUAGCCAUGAGUUCUUGUGGGGCCCAAGGGCCUUUGCUGAAACCACCAAGAUGAAAGUCUUGGAGUUUUUUGCCAGCAUUACUAAAAGUGAUCCCAGAUCCUACCCUGAAAAAUAUGCAGCGGCUUUGAGAGAUGAGCUAGACAGGGCCUAGGCCAGAAUUGUUCAGCAGAUGAUACUACUGUCCUGAUGAGCACACAUUCUAGUGCAUUGGCAGUUUCCAACCAACAUUAGGUCAGGCAGAGUCUAUAAUCCAAAUACUGUACCCUCAUUCUGAAGCUGGUAGGAGGAGAGUAUGAAGCAUUCUACUCCUACUAUUCUGUUUCGGUAACUUUAGGAUUCUUGGUAUUCCAAAAUGUUAAUAUGCUUACUACCAAAUUCAUUAGUUCUAAGUUUACAAAUGUCAUUAGUAACGCCUGUGUUGUUGUUGAUCCAGGUUACAAGAAUUUUAUUAUUUUAAAAACAAAUGAGAAUUACUUCUGCCUUAAUUUGUAAUACUCACAAGAAACCGUAACAUUGAAAUUGGAAUUUCCUGGGCAGUUGGGAAAGAACUUGGCAUUAAAUUGAACAACAAAAAUAAAAUUAAUUUUUGAUUGUCUUACAAA